AUGCUUUUGCCCAGCUCAUCUUCAAGCGAAAGAGAAUGUUCUCAAUAUGAGGGUUCUCUUCGUGGUGAUUCGCCUCCACCCUACCCACAACAAGAGGUACCAUUAAAAGAAUCUGUUCCAACUCCACCUCCUUCUCCUACUCAUACCACUAUUCCAGUUACAAUCACACCAUGUCCCCCACCUGUCACUAAAAAAUCAAUUCCAAUUACCUCUCAACCACCACCUAUCACUUCUACACCACCUACUUCUACUACCCAAACCCUACCUGUUUACACUGAUACUACAACAACCACUACCACAAGCGAACCUCUCGUUAAUGUCAACGCAUCUGAUGCAGACCAUCUUGGUGGUGAUGGACUGGAUUUUGAUACAUUCCAUUAUAGUCUUUUCUCCAUUCUAGACGAUAGUGAUGACGAUGCUCCUCUCACUCAGAGGCAUCUCAAGGAACUGAAUACUAAGCUGGAUACACUUCUUGCUUCUGCUACUGCUUCCACAAGCGACGCAUAUUCUGAAGCCACGGUGAAAAGUAUGCUCGAUACUUUUUCCAAGGAGCAUGCAACAAAUCUUGAGAAAGAAAACAAAGCAGUUGAAGAUUCCACCCUAUUAAACCAACAAGUGACUGAAAAAGUCGUUAAACUAAUCUUCGAAACGAAAGUGUUCAUGACAGAUCUCAAUACAACUGCUGAAGGUAAUAUUAUGAAGGCGAAUGAGGCCAUUUAG
This is a messenger RNA of Lactuca saligna, 720 nucleotides long. Lineage: Eukaryota; Viridiplantae; Streptophyta; Magnoliopsida; Asterales; Asteraceae. The record is from the annotation of a GenBank genome assembly.